This is a messenger RNA of Bicyclus anynana (squinting bush brown), 9785 nucleotides long. It is a transcript of the gene Pi4KIIIalpha, whose product is annotated as phosphatidylinositol 4-kinase alpha. The transcript is spliced from 39 exons. The coding region runs from base 115 to 6495 and encodes 2126 amino acids. Gene Ontology annotation, molecular function: 1-phosphatidylinositol 4-kinase activity. The record is from RefSeq and is a predicted model, not a curated record. Gene Ontology annotation, cellular component: cytoplasm; plasma membrane. Gene Ontology annotation, biological process: phosphatidylinositol-mediated signaling; phosphatidylinositol phosphate biosynthetic process. Lineage: Eukaryota; Metazoa; Arthropoda; Insecta; Lepidoptera; Nymphalidae.
UGUGUCAAUGUCAAAUUGUCAAAGUUGGCGAAAUGAGUGAACGUCGGGUGAUUUGUUUUAUCUAAUUUCGCAAAUUAGAAAAUGAUACAAUAUUGAAAGGAAACACGUCGAAAAAUGGAUGAAAACGACUUCUUCAGGCAGACCGUGCAGCAUUUGGCACGAUGUCUGUCCUGUAUCAACCCAACGCCAUGGGAAAAGGUGAACACAUUAUUUAUGCUGUGUCCACAAGUCAGCUCCAGUAUAGUUGUGACACCUCGCAGUCAAGAAGCCAGUAUAGCUCUGGGCCUAUACUUCUUGCAGAGCGGUCUUCAACAUCAGGACAAAUUGUUGCCAUACUUCCUGAAAGUACUUAAAGGUCUCUCUAAUGCCCAGUUUGAAGAGCCAAUGUAUAGAGUAAAAAAUGGAGAUCGAAUUCCAAUGUCUGAAAAAUUCAGCUUCUGUCUCAACACGCUCCUCUCUGACGUUGCCAGGAAACAGCCCAACCUCCGCGAGGAGAUUAUCACAGCACAAAUCGAACUCAUGUCCAACUUGACAAAGAUCAUAAACAACUGCCACGAGAGCAAGGACUACCUCGCGGUCUCCAAGUUGCAAUUGUGCAAAAGCACGCUACCAAUUUUAAUAGGUCUAGCAAGAUCUAUGGGGCGAUUUGCGACUGUUGAGCCACCUUUAUUGUGCCGGUUAUUCCCUCAGCCGAGCAGUCCUGUAAAAACUAAAGAACCAGAGCCCAGUUUCGAAUAUUCCACUUUGGAUAAGAAGAGAAAGUUCAAUCAGUUCAGGCCGAUUAUACCCAGGUCUUUAUCUGGGAAUCUCAACCCGAAUAAUGAGAUUAUUAUUGAAAACGGUAACGACACUAUAGACAGUACUGGAGGUACUCUAAAGCGAGGAUCCUUCCACAGCUACAAUUCGGUUCCCUACGAUCCUACGACGUAUUUCUUUCACAAGUUCGGAUCGAGUUUCAACCAGUUUCCGUACAUGAGGUAUUCGGAGUCGCCAGAGAAAAGGAUUAGUGUGCAGUUCUACGUGACGUAUCUCCAGUCGAUUCUCUCGCUGGCGAAGAAAUUGUUGACCAAAGAUCUGUUGGCGUUUUUGGAUGAGGAAGCCGAGGAUAUAUUUGCAUCUGGACAAAUACAGGUGUUUCCAUACAAAUCGUUCUCGGAGACUUUAAAUUUAGUUAUGGUGACUCUUUUGAGAGAUAUUUUACAACACCAAAAAGAUUUACCUGGACCAUUCACCAAAGAUGUGCAAGAAUUCGUGAAAUGCCUAUUUCUGAGCGGCCAGACUGAGCUACAAAGCCGACAUCACGAUGCGUCUGAGAAAGAGGAUAGAGAGAGUAAUUUUGCUACUGUGAACAAGUUUAAAGUGAAUGUCAUGGCAAAUUCGGCCUGUGUCGACCUUCUUGUGUGGGCGAUUGGUGAUGAAACAGGAGCCGAUUCCCUUUGCGGAAGGUUGACGGAGAAGAUAAACUCUAAUCACAAUCACAAAUUAAUAUUGGCCCAUAUGCCGUUACUUAUGGUGUGUCUUGAAGGGCUUGGAAAAUUAGCGACAAAGUUCCCGACGAUAGCAAACACAUCGAUAUACUGUUUGAGAGAUUUCUUAGUAACACCCUCGCCGAUACUUUUUAAACUGCACAAACUUGAACUUGAAAAAACUGGGAAAGAACAUAUGAAAGCAACAAGCAAAGAACAUCAGAAUCUGACAGAAACGGGUGCUCCAGUGAAGUCGACCCCGUUCGAGAAGCUCCGCGACGCUGCCAUAGAGAACCUGUGCGUCGCUCUGGAGGCGGCGCUCACUGUGGACCCCUUCUGUGUGCCGGCGCUGGUGGGGUCCGUCAGCAAUAGACUGUUCACUGCCGAGACUAGCGAUAGCGAGUCGUCACUAAUCAGCACAAACAUAGUGAUAAUGUUGGGCCACGUGGCCGUCGCUCUCAAGGACACGCCGAAGACAACGGACACCAUAUUGCAAUUUUUUCAACAGAGGUUGUGCCGUACCCCGUCGUCGCUGGAUACGCUGAUCGUGGACCAGCUGGGCUGCAUGGCGCUGGCCAGCCCCGAGGGCCCGGCGCACGACGAGAUCAUGCGCAUGUUCACCGUCAUCACCGUGGAGUCCGCCAGCGCUGCCUACCAACAUACUGACGAUAGGAAGCAGUAUCGGCACGUGUCCGGAGCAGUGCUCAACGCGCUAGCGAACAUAGCAGCGAACGUCCGCGGGACGGUGGCCAGACUCGAUCUGCUCACUCGUUUGCUCGAGCUGUUCGUGCAACUCGGGCUAGGGGGCGAGCGCGCCACCGACCGGUCGCCCGCCCCCGUGUUGAAGGCUUCGGGCAGUGCCGGCAACUUGGGUGUACUUAUACCUGUUAUUGCGGUACUAGUCAAAAGGUUACCUCCAAUAAAAAACCCAAAACCUCGUCUACACAAACUCUUCAAGGAUUUUUGGUUGUACUGUGUCGUUAUGGGAUUCACCGCUGCUGAAUCAGGAUUGUGGCCUCAAGAAUGGUAUGCGGGUGUAAAGGAGAUAGCAGUAAAAUCACCCUUUCUUGUGUCUCAAACGUCGUUACGUUCGGAAAUGCGAGAGUUACAGUACACGUCAGCUGUUAGGAACGACUCUGUGUCGAUCAACGAAUUGCAGGAGUUGAAGACACAGAUAUUGAAUCUGUUGGAUCACCCGCCGGAUGUGACGCCGAUUGUGAACAAAUUGACGUUUGCGCCGUGUAUGUAUUUGUUGAGCGUGUACUGGUUGGAGACUUUAAGAGUGUGUAACUCUCCAGAGCCAAGCUUGCAACACAUUAUAGAGUAUUUAAGUGACACGGCGCUGCAGAAAGAUAAGAGCGGUAUGUGGCAAUGUGUUGCCAGCGUCGGCGACAAGGUAUUCCAAAAGUUCCUCGACGUGAUGUCAGAAAAGCUCAAGGAUGAAUGUCGUGAAAGGGAACUGGAGGGUCACGCACAGUUCCUGUUGGUUAACUUCAACCACAUCCAUAAGCAGAUCAGAAGGGUAGCGGAUAAAUGGUUGGCAGGACUGGUGGAUAGGUUCCCGCAUCUUCUUUGGAAUUGUCGGGUGCUUUGGUCAAUGCUUGAUAUUCUCCAAGUAUUGAGUUUCAGCUUGGAAUUAGACGCAAACCAAGAGACGCCGCUUUUGAAAGUACCAGGUACUGAUUUUACUUUGCAACUCCAGGACACUUUGGAAGGUCGUGAGGGCAUAGUAAAAGAUUUCGCUGAUCGCUGUCACGGAAUCGUACAAGAAGCGAUGAAGUGGGCUCCACAGUCUACACGGUCACAUUUACAGGAAUAUCUCAAUCAGGUUCCAAACUCAACACUCUGGCAUCACUGUGGUCUAGCUCUCGCAACGGGAGCUCUGUUAGGGGCGGCCGGUUUGAACCGCAUGUCGGCGCCGCUGCCGAGGUCCGCUCUGGACAAGCGCCCGCCUUGUGUGACACAAGACUCCGCUGCUUUGCUGGCGGUGGUAUCACAAAGAAGCCGAUAUGCUGGCGAAGAUCUGAUGAUGGCAUCCUGGAGAAAUCGAGGGGAACUUUCGAAAAUUGUUGGGACGGCUAGUGCGUUUGUAGCGGGAGCGGUGCACGCAGACGGCGGCGGCGAAGCGGCCGUGUGGCGAGUGGGCUUGCGUCUGCACACGGCGCUGCGGGACGCCUGCGCCAGCGGCAGCGAGACGGCGCACCGAGCGGCGCUGUGGCGCUGUACGGCGCUGUUGGUACACGCCAGAUCCGCUAACUCGGGGACGCCGCCCACAGCUAGAGCAGUACUUCACAGUAUUGCGUGGUCCCAAGUGGACAUAUUCACGGAGGACGCAGUGACAACAGCGGUGGAGUGCUGGCAGUGGCUCAGCACGGCUCGGCCAGACCUGGAGCUGCGACUGCUGCAGGAGAUCUUCAUGGCCUGGCAGUGCACUGUGGACAGGAAGAUGGGCUUGUUCUCCAAGCAGACUGACGAGAUUAGCCCUUUAGCGGCAUAUGAAGGUGCUAAACUAGAACCGAGACCACCAUUCGUGGCUCCUCAUGCGGUGUGGGUGCGGUACCUUUGCGAAGUAGCCGAGACGGCUAAAUACAAUAGUUUAGAAAAAGUAGAAAUGUUGGCCAGUUUAUUGCACAGAUCGUUGCCCGUGACCGUUGGUGAUAUACGUGAUCAUAUCAACAGGCACGUCGAAGCCGCGGGGGUGAGGUUUAGACUCCUAUCGUGCGGACUGUCUCUUCUGCAAGGGGACAUCUUGCCCCGGUCUCUGGCGCGCAACAUCCUCCGAGAGCGGGUGUACAGCGCUUGCCUAGACUACUUCUGCCGCGGGCUGCAGUGUCCCGCCAAGAUGUCCGGCGCUCUCAGGGAGGACAUCAUAUCGCUGAUCAAGUUCUGGCAACUGAUGCACUCGGACAAGAAGUAUUUGAAGAGUAGCGAUAUAGGGGCGGAGUUUGAGCUCAUGGGCCCGAGCAGUAACCAAAGCAUCUACACGUCAAACUCACCGACCGACAACCGCUCGUCAGUCAACAGUAGUGAUAUUGGCAAUCGACAGACUACGGGCUGGAUUAAUACGGUGCCCAUGUCAACGACGACGUUGUCUAGCGGGGCGGGCAGCGUGGCGGGCAAGAGGUCCAUACGCAGCAUCAAACCGCCCGCCAAGUCGCAGGACCCCUUCGUCAAGGACUAUGUACGGAAAAGGAAUCUUAUAUUGGAACUCAUGGCAGUAGAAAUAGAGUUCCUCGUAACGUGGCACAACCCGCACAGCCGGCCGGAGCAGGCGGUGCCGGGUGAGGACAACAUAGCGACGUGGCGCUCCAAGCCCAACACUGAGCGCACGUGGCGGGACUACACCAAGCUGGCAUGGGACAUUAGCCCCAUGUUGGCUGUGUUUUUACCUGAAAGACUGAAGAACGAAGGUAUCAUAGCCGAGAUUAAGAGGAAGGUGCAAAUGCAUCCCACAUCGGUCUGUCACAUACCGCAAGCGAUGAAGUAUCUGGUCACCACAGAGAACUUGCUCAGUGAUGCACAUGAGUUGGUGCACAUGGUGACGUGGGCGCGGGUGACGCCCAUGGAGGCGCUGUCGUACUUCAGCAGACAGUACCCGCCGCACCCGCUGUCGGCGCAGACUGCGGUGGCCACACUCACCUCAUACCCGUCCUCUGCCGUGCUGUUGUACAUUCCACAACUCGUCCAGGCUUUGCGGCAUGACACUAUGGGCUAUGUAUCGGAACUUAUAAAAUCCCUGGCAAAGAAUUCUCAAGUGGUGGCGCACCAGUUGAUUUGGAACAUGCACACAAACAUGUAUACAGACGAGGAAAUGCAUAAUAAAGACACGGCACUGUUCGAUACACUGGAGAAUCUUACCAAGUGUAUAGUGGACACGCUCUCCGGGCCCGCGAAGGCGUUCUACGAGAGGGAGUUCGAUUUCUUCAGCCAAAUCACCAACAUCAGCGGAAUUAUACGACCGUUCCCGAAGGGGGCCGAGAGGAAACGAGCGUGUUUGGAGGCUUUGAAAGGUGUUAAGGUGCAGCCUGGCUGUUAUUUGCCGUCAAAUCCCGAUUCUAUGGUCAUUGACAUUGACUAUAAAAGUGGUACCCCCAUGCAGAGUGCGGCAAAAGCGCCGUAUCUGGCGCGUUUCCGAGUCAGAAAGUACGGCAUUGCUGAGAUGGAAGCUGUUGCUAUGGCCAUCGCGUCUGGGGAAGAAUUACCAUCAGAGGAAGGCAAAGACCGUUACACAUCCAUAGCGGCGGAGACGUGGCAGGCGGCCAUUUUUAAAGUGGGCGACGACGUGCGCCAAGACAUGCUCGCGCUUCAGGUCAUCUCGCUGUUCAAGAACGUGUUCCAACAAGUCGGCCUGGACCUGUACUUGUUCCCGUACAAGGUGGUUGCCACUGCGCCUGGGUGUGGCGUGAUAGAAUGCGUGCCGAACGCCAAGUCUCGAGAUCAGUUGGGCAGACAGACAGACAUCGGCAUGUACGAGUACUUCAUCAAGAAGUAUGGCGACGAAACUACUAGAGAAUUCCAGGCCGCUAGAAGAUGUUUCGUGACAUCGAUGGCCGCCUACAGCGUGAUCGGGUUCCUGUUGCAAAUCAAGGAUCGACACAACGGCAACAUUAUGCUGGACACGGACGGACACAUCAUUCAUAUAGAUUUUGGCUUCAUGUUCGAAUCGUCCCCGGGUGGAAACCUGGGCUUCGAGCCCGACAUCAAGCUGACCGACGAGAUGGUGAUGGUGAUGGGCGGCAAGAUGGAGGCGCCGCCCUUCAGGUGGUUCUGCGAACUGUGCGUGCAGGCGUUCUUGGCUGUCAGGCCAUACCAAGAAGCGAUAAUAUCGAUGGUAUCACUAAUGCUGGACACAGGCUUGCCCUGUUUCCGCGGGCAGACGAUACGGCAGCUUCGGUCGAGGUUCGCGCCUAACUCUACGGAAAAGGAGGCAGCGGCAUACAUGCUCUCCGUGAUAAGGAACUCCUUCCUCAACUUCAGGACUAGGACGUAUGACAUGAUACAGUAUUAUCAGAACCAAAUUCCUUAUUAAAGUAAUCACAAUUCACAAAAAAUUAAAAAAAAAAUAUAUGGAAAUAGAAAAAAUAAUAGGAAAUGUUACUGUAAAAAACCAUAAAUAUGGUUAAUAUAACAUUUAAAAAAAAUAAUAAUUAACCAUCAGGGUUAGAUAACUAUUUUAGAGGUGAAUAACAACUUUCCUAUCAGAAAAUUAUUGAUAUCUUGUAAUUAUCUUACCGAUAUUCACCUUUAAUAGGAUUAUAAUGGCCAUUCUACACAAAUAAAUAAAAUAUUAUUGUAUAAAUGUGUAUCUAAUUAGAUACACAAUAUAAUACGAUAUUCUUUGGGGUUUAAAAUUUGGAAUCUGGAAACCCUCGAGAUCUGCUUGCUACCUUACAAAUGGUCUAAACUUUAUAAUUACUUACAUACUCAUGGUAGUAACAAGGGUUGACAAAUUUUUAGUUGUCAUAAUAUCCUGUCAGGCCUGCCUGAUCUGGUCUCAAAAAGCCUACAAUAGUAGAUACCAUCGUAGGCUUUCUAUUCCAUAAUUCAUUCUUUUUAUGUCCUUUAAUUUGUUCGGAUUAUGUUACUUACCAUUUUCUUAUUGCGAAACUUGUUGAGUGGAGUAAUUUUUAAUACGAUGUUAAUGGAAACAAACGAAAAAUAAUUAAUCUAUUAAUUCAAUUACUUAUUUAAUUUUAUAAAUUUUAUGAAUGAUGAUUUUAUACGUAUCUUAAUUUUGUAGUUUCAAUUUUUAUCUAUACAAUUUGUUAUACAUAUUUACUUAGAAUUCUAAUUACUAUUUGUCACGGUCAGAAAUGGUGUACAAGGCUAUGGUUAUUAAUUAAAAAGGUUUUGGUACUUACCAUUACAAGUUGUGGUGAUUUUGUAUCUUUGAGGAUACAAGGCAAAAAGGGUGUUGAUCUCUGUGAAUUUUUUUAUUUAAGAUAUAGGCAAAUGGGAAUAUUAUUUAUUGACGAUGGGGUAAGGAUAAAUGAUGGGAUACUAAUAAAAAAUAUAUAUUUGUACUUAUGCAUACACAUUCGAAGGGAUACAUUUUUGUAAUGGCAUUAAAUAUCAUGAUUGUAAUACUGGUAAUUUAAAAAUAAUUUCCAAAUUACUAAAUUGAUAGAAGCGUUAACUUUAACCUUAUUAACGGCCACAGAGUAAAGAAUGAUCCAGUACGAGUCUUUACAAGUAGCGUGGUAAAGCCGGUGAAACAAAUAAAAAAAGCAAACGUCACGUGUCUCCUUGACAUCCGCAUAUACAAAUUUUAUUCAUAAUUUGUAUUUCAAAAUUUAACACUAACAACAAUUACGUAAAUUAAUGUAAUAAUCAAUAAUUACUAAUAAAAAAUUACUCCAUCUUAUUUUUUUACUUUAUGUAAACAGUUUUUAAAAUAUUUAUAAACAUAAUAUGAUGCCAUUUUUCUUGAAUGAUAUUGAAAAUUACAAUGCGACGCUUCGUGUCGUACUGACUGGAAAAUGUAUUAUUUUUUGAAUUUUGUAUUUCGAACGGCUACGACACCGUCGUGUUCCGUGCGCUCUAUCUGCUUAUUAUUCUUUAAUCUGUGAUAACGGCAGUCAUAUUGAAUUCAAAAUGGCGGUGGCGCGUAGACAAUAUAGACUAAUAGAUGGCGUGCCGGCUAUGAAUAUUUCAGAAGUGUUGAAAUAAAAUAAUACAUAUCGCGUCUCUUUUCUUUAUAAAAUGCAUAUUUUUUUUUCUAAAAACGCAUUGGCAUAUUUACUUCAAUGACCUUACAAAAAAGAGGCUUGCAAUUUUCAUUCGAAGAAACUCCAUACGUUUGUUACUAAAUAGAUUUUGACAGCGUCUUGUGACGCGCAUACAUUAUACCAAAAAAUCUUAAAAAAAAAAAUAGAUGGUUCCUCAUAUAGAAAAUAGAUUGAUAUAGCCAAAACUGUUCUAAAAUUAUAACCACUAUAUGUUAAUAAAGAGAUGUGUUAUAUCGUUUUAUAGCUUUACUUGUGUAGUAAUACUGUUGGAAGAUACGAGAAUUGUAUGAGAAAAUAAGAUAAUUAUUUUGUCACGUCCAUCGAUCUACUAUUAAAAAGUGGAUGCACAAUCAGCGAACAAAAAACGUCCUCACUCAAUGAGUGCGAAACACAAGCUCUUGACACUCAAUUCAAAUAGUCGCAUUUGCAAAUUCAACCUUAAACUCAAUCCUUAAGUUGAAUUUGCUCUGAUUUUAGGAUUUUAUUGAAUAUUUAAAGGGCUUAAUUUUCUUUACCAAUAUUUCUAAAUCUGUCAAAGCAAAAUUGGCCAGUUUUUAAGCGAAAUUUUCUACAAGAUUGUGCGUCCUUUUAUUAUAAGAGGUCAAUGGUCACGUCUCAUAUUCUUUCAUCUAUUUUCUUUCUUUUAUACUUUGAGCGUGUACUCGUAAGAGUAAGUGAUUACCUACUUUUCAGAAAGUAUUUUAACUUUUAUAUUUCUGAUUCCGUGAUGUGUUAUUAUGUCUACGUACGUGAUGUAUGUAAUUAUCAAUUAUUUAAUAAUAUUUAUAAUUAAUAAUUAUUAUUUGAUUAGAUUGAUGUGUAAUUAAUGAAAGUAAAUGUUGUUCUCGUUUGUUGAUGUUGUUGAUCAUGUAUUAUAUUCUAUUUAAUGAUUGAAUUUAUCAUUAUUAUAUAUUAAAUAAUAUUUAGAAUCUUUGCCAGUAGCUACAUCACAGAUUGAUUUAAAGGACGAUAGAAAUAAUAUACAACGGUUUAAUUUUAUUGUACCAGUACUGUUUCUGGACGACAGUCUAGAAUCUAUGCUAAAUACUGUGUGUACAUUUUUCUAUUCUUCGACAACUAGGUAUCACAGAUUGACACCUAUCUUUUAUUCAAAGUCAAGAUGUACUUUAUUAAUAAUACAGGCAUGUAAUGUAACGCUCUUAUGCAUAUAUAUUUCAUUAAAAAAGAUUCAAAGUUUAAUUUUCUAAUUGAAAUAUUUCUGUUUAUUUUUAAUUGGUGCUUCCAGGUAAGAUGAACCUCCUUUUAUGAGGUUAUAGUGUCAAAAAAGUGGGCAUUCCAUCCACAUAACUGAUAUUUUUUUGGAAUGAUCUCUAAACUAUAUUAUGAUCAGAAAUUUAAAUCAGUCUGUGUUGUAACCAAAAUAUCACGUAAAGCAAUAAGUUUCAAGUAAUAAACUAAAUGUUACCAUUGCAAAAAAGUAUAUCCUAUUUAUUAAUUUUAUCUCAGUUUAUCACUUGCGACGUAUUGCCGAUUAAAAAAAAAGAAACUGUAAUUGCGUAAUUGUUUAAUGAAUAUAUUUGUACAUUCCUCCUGUAGUAUCUAUGUUGUUGGUAUUAAAAUAUCUGCUAUA